Molecule: messenger RNA, 1821 nt
Organism: Armigeres subalbatus
Lineage: Eukaryota; Metazoa; Arthropoda; Insecta; Diptera; Culicidae
Exons: 2
Coding region: 1-1821 (606 amino acids)
Source: RefSeq, a predicted model, not a curated record
AUGACGAUAAGCGAGCGAUACACCAAAGUGAAGCAGACUGGCCUUUGCUUUAAUUGCCUACGACGAGGUCAUCGUACUGGAGAAUGCAACUCGGAUAGAACGUGUAAAACAUGCAAACGAAAGCAUCAUAGUUUGCUCCAUGAGAACAAGACCACAGCUCCACAAUUUGGAGUAAGCCAGUCAUCCGCGGUAACAUCAUCAGUCCCAGAAGAACAUUGUGAAGUCGCUGGACAAGCACCAGGAAGUGUCAACUGUGCUCGAGCGGCAACGACAAAGCAAGUGCUUCUUUCGACGGCAGAGGUAGAAGUAUAUGGUUCUGGGAAUAACCGCCUAGCAUGCCGGGCUUUGUUGGAUUCCGGAUCUGACUCGCAUCUCAUCAGUGAAGCAUUCGCGAGGAAGUUGAAUAUACCAAUGGAGCGCGUUAACAUUCCAAUCAGCGGAGUGAAUAAUGCUGCGACACGAGUCAAGCACAAGCUUCAUACCACGAUUAGCUCACGUGUCAAUCCAUUCGUCGUUGAUUUGGAUUUCCUUGUCGUACCGACGAUAACUGCGAAUCUGCCCAUCACCAAGGUGGACGUGCGUUCUUGGAUCAUUCCUGAUAAUCUUGCGUUGGCAGACCCAUCGUUCCAUACUCCCGACGAAAUCCAAAUGAUUAUCGGUGCUGAACUAUUUUUCGACCUGAUCAAGACCGGCCGCAUGAAACUUGCUGAAGGAACGCCUACGUUAAUCGAAACACAGCUGGUUUUGGGAACUCGAAACCUGCAUAGAAGCAUCUCCAUAUACGCCAGCGAACAAGCCAUCGAGGAACACUACGAGCGAACGACUUCACGCGACGAAAGUGGUCGGUACAUUGUCAAACUGCCGUUUAACCAAAACAAGAGCCAACUUGGUGACUCUUUGGAAACGGCACGAGUACGAUUCAACCGACUACUGAGAUCUUUCGCAAACGACGAGAAGAAAAAACGCUACACCGAAUUCAUGGAUGAGUACCUAGAAUUAGGCCAUAUGGUGGAAGUGCAUGACAAACCCGAGGAUUGCUACUUCUUACCCCACCAUGCUGUCUAUAAGGAGUCAAGCUCUUCGACAAAGAUUCGUGUAGUUUUCGACGCUUCGGCUAAGACAACAUCUGGUCUAUCAUUGAACGACGCUUUAGGAGUUGGACCAACAGUGCAAAACGAUCUCAUCACGAUAUUAUUACGAUUCUGCUGCUACCCUGUGGUACUGACAGCGGACAUUCCUAAAAUGUACAGGCAGGUACAAGUACACAAAGACGACAGGAAAUACCAGCGCAUUUUGUGGCUCAACACGAACAACGAGAUGGCAACAUUCGAGCGAACCACCGUGACGUACGGUUGCGCCAGUGCACCCUAUCUGGCAACCUCGUGGAUGUGUGGAUACCUCGGUCCUGUGACGACGACAGCGAAACUGCUGAUGCAGGACUUAUGGAGGCUCAAAUUGAAUUGGGACGACGAGCUUCCUAACGAGCAAAACGAACUGUGGACCACAUUCCGAGAACAGCUUCCAUUGGUUAACGCGCUACGAAAGAAACGGUGUGUAAUCACAAGUGAGGCAACAACAUUGGAGCUACACGGAUUUUCGGACGCUUCCCAGCGUGCAUACGGGGCAGUCUUGUACACUAGGUGCAUCUCCCCUAAUGGAACUGUGAGCGUUGAGCUAGUUUGCAGCAAAUCGAGUGGCUCCCUUGAAGCCAAUGACUAUUCCUCGUCUGGAAUUAUGCGGAACACUGCUUCUGGCACGUUUGGUGGAGAAAACGAUUUCGGCGAUGAAAAUACCUUUCUCGAAAGUGACACUCCACACUGA